This is a messenger RNA of Dendronephthya gigantea, 6056 nucleotides long. Its product is annotated as chromodomain-helicase-DNA-binding protein 1-like. Gene Ontology annotation, molecular function: chromatin binding; ATP binding; ATP hydrolysis activity. Gene Ontology annotation, cellular component: chromatin; nucleus. NCBI's taxonomy places the organism in Eukaryota, Metazoa, Cnidaria, Anthozoa, Malacalcyonacea, Nephtheidae. The record is from RefSeq and is a predicted model, not a curated record. The transcript has 37 exons. The coding region runs from base 184 to 5517 and encodes 1777 amino acids. Gene Ontology annotation, biological process: nucleosome organization; regulation of transcription by RNA polymerase II.
CAAACAGGUCUUUGCUGGAGGUCUAAAACAAGUGAAGCCAAGCCCUACGGAAGAAAUCAGUCGAAGGAGCGAGCGCCGAGGAGCGGUUCAAGAUUCGAAGAAACGCUUCGGCCAGUCCGUGGGUCGUCGAAUUUCAAAAUUCGGUUUUUCUCCUUCACAGAAAAGCUUCUUUAAAGCAACAAAAUGAACGAGAGUGGGGAUGAUCUGAACUCGUCCGAUUCUGGCAGUGAAGAUGAUGAUGUCAACGUGACCAGCGAUGAAGAUGAACCAUACCAAGUCUUAAAUACUUCACAAUAUACAAAACAGAACCAAUCGAGCUGGUUAAAUCGCAGCAAAAUAGUCCAGAAUGUGUCCCUAUCAGACCCGAACAGUGAUUCGGACGGAAGUACGGACAGUCAAUCUGAAAUCGACGAAGCGGAUCGCGCCCAACAGGAGGAAAAUAAAAAGCCCGUUUCAGCCGCCUCGUAUCAAAGCUCCUCGCCAACCAAGAAAGAUCGGUUUUGGGAGAACGAUCCAGAUGUCUAUGGAAUUAGGAGAUCAGGUCGAAGCAGGAAGGAACCAGUGAGAUAUACAGUUACUGCGAGUCAGGAUGACAGCGAAGAAGACAUACAUUUCGAAAGCGUCCCGCAGCGAAGACCGCCAGAGCGAUCCAACGUAAUCAAAAACGAAGAAGACUGUCAAGGUAUGUCGUCAUGUUCUGAUUGGCCAACUCAAAGCAGUGACAGCGGAAGUGAGUCCUCGGAUGGUUACUCACCGCACGAGGCUCGUUCCAGGCCCGUCCCGCGAGCCACGGCCAGGGUACCGGGUCAGCCACGACGCGUGAACAACAAUAACAAGAGUUCCAAACGAAGCUUCAGGGAUAGCGAUGAGGAGAAGAGCAGAAUACCGAGCAGAAAAGCGACUGGAAAUGUUUGUUAUAAAGAAGAGAGCGAGGCGGAGGAGACUGAUGAAGAUGAUAUUAUCGAGGUCAGUGCUGACGCUGUUGUGGAUUAUGAAGACGAUGAUAGAGAGACAAUUGAAAAGGUUCUGAACACUCGCAUAGGCCCAGUGCAGUGGACAGGCGCUCGUACAACGAUGUACUCAAGUGAAUAUGAAGAGAUGCUUCAUCAGCUGGAGGACGACCCGGAGCAGGAGCCAACAUCGAGGCAAUUUUUAAUCAAGUGGAAGGGAUGGUCGCACUUGCAUAACACGUGGGAAAGCAAGGACACGUUGCAGCAACAGAAUGUGAAAGGAAUGAAAAAAUUAGAAAAUUUUAUCAAGAGAAUGGAAGAAAUCGAAAGAUGGAAGAAAUACGCCGUCCCAGAAGAUGUGGAGUAUUUUGAGUGUCAAGAACAAAUGAAUUUGGAAUUACACGAAGAAUAUCAACAAGUGGAACGAGUUAUAGGUCACACGAAUAUCAAAGGUAUCGAUGAAUUUGGCAAAUCUGUGAACCAGGUGGAUUAUCUUUGCAAAUGGACGGGAUUGCCGUAUUCCGAAGCAUCAUGGGAAGACGGACCGCUAAUCUCGAAGAUUGGUUACCAAGAUAAAAUCGACAGCUACCUUAAGAGGGAACGAUGCGACAAAGUUCCGGGAAAAAACGAACGCUUUCCCAAACAGAAACCCAAGUUUAUCCCGUUAAAAAAACAGCCCGCGUUUCUGUCCAAGGGAACUGGGAUGGAGCUCAGGGAUUACCAGCUUGGAGGACUGAAUUUCUUAACGCACUCCUGGUCGAGGUACAAUUCCGUGAUAUUGGCGGACGAGAUGGGCCUUGGAAAAACGAUUCAGAGCAUCGCAUUUCUCUCCAACCUUAUCAACACGUAUUCAGUAUGGGGACCAUUCUUGCUUGUCGUUCCAUUGUCCACUAUAGCUGCCUGGCAAAAGGAGUUUUCGCUUUGGGCGCCGGAAAUUAAUCUCGUGGUUUACUUGGGUGAUGCUCUUAGCCGUAAAAAGAUUCAGGAAUUUGAAUUCUAUCACAGUACUUUAAAAAGCAAGUUAAAAUUUAACGCAUUGCUUACUACGUACGAAAUUUUGCUCAAAGAUAAGGAUGUUCUAAGAACAAUAAAUUGGUCUGCAUUGCUGGUCGAUGAGGCCCACCGUUUGAAGAAUGAUGAUUCAUUAUUAUAUAAAGUAUUAUACGAUUUCAAUACCCAUCAUCGAGUGCUGGUCACUGGGACUCCUUUACAGAAUUCGUUGAAGGAAUUGUGGAGUCUAUUGCAUUUUAUAAUGCCAAAUAGAUUUUCCUCGUGGGAAGAAUUUGAAGAGAAACAUGCAAAGGCGGAGGAGAAGGAAAGCGGGUUUUCAAAUCUUCAUAAAGAAAUAGAACCCUACUUGUUCCGUCGAGUAAAAAAAGAUGUCGAGAAAUCUUUACCUGCAAAGGUUGAACAGAUAUUGCGUGUGGAGAUGUCAUCUCUUCAGAAACAAUAUUAUAAGUGGAUUCUUACGAAGAACUUUAAAAUGUUGAACAAAGGAAUGAAGGGAAACAGCAACACUUUCCUGAAUAUCGUUAUGGAGUUGAAGAAGUGUUGUAAUCACGCGGCGUUGAUCAGACCUUUCGAUGAAUACGAAGACCUUCAGGCGAUAUUACAAGGCAGCGGUAAACUAAUGCUGUUGGAUAAGUUGUUAUGUCGCUUGAAAGAAACGGGACAUCGCGUGUUGAUUUUCUCGCAGAUGGUCAGAAUGCUGGAUAUUCUAGCGGACUAUUUACAACGUCGGCAUUUUAACUUUCAGAGACUCGACGGUUCCAUACGAGGCGAUGUUAGAAAGAAAGCUUUGGAUCACUUCAAUGCUGAAGCUUCUGAGGAUUUCUGCUUCUUGUUGUCAACCCGGGCUGGUGGACUGGGAAUCAACUUGGCGACCGCUGACACGGUUAUCAUAUUCGACUCGGAUUGGAACCCUCAAAAUGACCUGCAGGCUCAGGCCAGGGCUCACCGUAUUGGUCAGAAAAACCAGGUGAACAUUUAUCGACUGGUGACCAAAGGAAGUGUUGAAGAAGACAUUGUGGAACGAGCUAAAAAGAAAAUGAUUUUAGAUCAUCUUAUUAUCCAGAGAAUGGACACAACUGGGCGAAAAGUUUUGUCCAAAACAAACACCGCUCCUUCAGCGAACACGCCAUUCAACAAAGAUGAAUUGUCGGCCAUUUUAAAAUUUGGUGCCGAAGAUCUCUUUAAAGAAGGUGAUGGCGAAAGAGACAAAGAAUUACAGGAAAUGGAUAUUGAUGAAAUAUUAAAACGUGCAGAAACCAGAGAAUCUGAUGACCAACCAUCAACGAUGGGAGAAGAACUUCUCUCCCAAUUUAAGGUCGCAGACUUCGUCUCGAUGGAUUUUGAGGAAGAAACCAAAUCGGAGGAAGCUUCCGCAGUCGAAAACGGGAAAAGCUGGGAAGAUAUUAUUCCUGACACUGAAAGAAAAAAUCUCGAAGCUGAAGAAGAACAACAGAAACAGCUCGAGUUGUAUUUACCAAAACGACCGCGAAAAUCUGUGAAAAAGAUGAACAUUGGUCACCACGAGGAGGAAAAGAAACCAAAACAGAAAAGAAGGAAGAAAGCGACGAGUUCUUCUGGUGACGAGUUUGACGAGGGAUCAAAGAAAAAACGUGGACGACCACGAACCGUAAAACGAGAAGAUAUUGAAGGAUUUAGCGAUCAAGAAAUAAGAAGGUUCAUCAAGAGCUACAAGAAAUUUGGCCGACCAUUGACGAGACUUGACGUGAUUGCUGUGGAUGCAGAACUAGAAGAGAAAACGUAUGACGCUGUAGUGAAACUUGCAAAUGCCAUACACGAUGGUUGUAUCAAGGAAAUGAAGGAUUACGAUGAACGUUUAAAACAAGACCCUGAAUUUGAUGGCAAAAAGAGAGGAGCGUCCUUGCGUAUCGCUGGCGUGAGUGUCAACGCUCCUUCGUUGUUGAAACACGAAGCAGAACUGGAACCUUUGGCUGAUGCCAUUCCCAACGAUGCCGAAAAAAGGAAAAAAUAUCGUUUUACGAUUCCUGCGAAAAGCGUUCACUGGGAUAUUGAUUGGGACGUGAAGGAUGACAGUAUGUUGCUGGUUGGAUGUUAUGAACAUGGUUUGGGAAGCUGGGAUACAAUCAAAGACGAUACUAACCUUGCUUUAUCAAAGAUCAUGCCUCCAGGUAAUUUGAAACCUCAAGACAAGCAUCUUCAGACAAGAGCUGAAUAUCUUAUCAGACUUCUCAAGCAGGACGGAAUAAGGAGCAAAGCCGAAGAACUCAGACAGUCGUCUGAAAAGCUUAAGAAAGAAAUCAAGAAACUGGAGAAGACUAAAGCGCCCAAAAAGAAGCUCGCAACCAAAAAAGAUCCUGAGAAGAAAAAGAAAAAAACAAGCAAAAAACCAGCACCCGAUCAGAAUUCCGCUCCAGUCUCCGGCGGGGAUAAUAAGAACAAUCAACAAGGCCCUACCCAAGGUGCACCGGAGAACGUGAAAGAAGAACAACAACCUGAGGAAGUUUCCGAGCAGAAUCCUGAGAAGCCAAAGAAAAUGAAGAAAAAGUCGGAGAAGAAGAGCACAGCCAAACCGAAGGAGAAGAAAGUUUCUGAAAGCGAAGAAAAUAAAGGAAAUGAAAUGCCUGCGCACCUUGUUGACAUGGACCAAACAACGUUUGGCUUGUGCAAGGAGAAAAUGCGACCUGUUAAACGCUCGUUGAAAUUACUGGAGAAUCCUGGAGACAAUUUGACGGAAACGGAACAUGUGGAACAGACAAGACAGUGUUUAUUGAAAAUUGGCGAUCAUAUCACGAACACGACGUCUGAUUAUGAGGAGCCUGAUCUGGCCAGCGAAUGGAGAAGCACGUUGUGGAGUUUUGUCGCAAAAUUCACUGCAUUCGACGCGAAGAAAUUGUGCAAACUUUACAAACACGCUUGCAAGAAAAGAGAAGAAGAAAAAAAGAAAAACAAAGAGCAUUCGAAAAAAGACACAGCAAAACCUCACAAACAAAAUCCUGCGAAGCGGCCAGCUGAUGUCGCUGUUGGUAGCAAUGCCGACAACAAACAGGCUAAACAUCCUGAAUCUGGCGGUCAGCCAGGAUGGCGGGCUCAGAAUUCCUCGCGAGACCACGGGAAUAAUUCGUGGAGAGGUGGACGAGAUGGAAACAGAGAUGGUGGUGCUAAUCGUCCUCCAUGGCGUAACGACUACAACGAUAAUCGUAAUCGGCCAGAUUACCCCGACCGAUAUUCGCACGAUAAGUACGCACGCCGAGAUGAUCCGAAACGUCCCGACGACAAUUUCCGGAACCGUCACGAACAUCAACGGUAUCACCACAACCAACGUCCGCCGCAACAGAAUCCUGGAAAGGAAGGUCACGUGAGUAAACAUUACCCCGGGGAUGGGCGCCAUGGAAUUAUAAAUAAACAUGACGUACCAUACGGUGCCAAGGAUAGACACGACCCAUCCUAUUAUGGUCCUAUCGGCAGACAUGAUGACGUCAGUCCGCAUUAUGGAUCUAUAAAUAGGCAUGAUGAUAUUGGGCCGCAUUACGGAGCUAAAAAUAGACUUGAAAAUAGGUCGGAUAGUGACCAUAGGUAGCCCAUGUCGUCUUGGUCGCUUUGGCCGAGACAAUAUGAUUGACUGUUUCCCACGCUGUUUUGAAACUUUCAAAACACGCGUCUUCCCCACCUUCUAAGGUGGAAAGUCUAUCCGAAGAUUCCAUGCGGCAGGGUUCACGUCAGAUAGAGUGCGCAUGCGUUUUUUAAGCACAAUAGUCGAAUGUGUAUUCCGGGUGAAAUGGAACAUAGGUAGAUAUGCAAACGUGCAGUAUUUGUGGUGUACUGGUGUAGGCUUAUGAAAAUAUACUGUACGUUUAAUAGCUUGGUGUGUGUUUUCAAUGCACAAUAAUGAUGUGUGAAAUAAAUGCGGCCAGCAUGUGUUUUUCAUGCCUUUUAGCGUAGCGUGGCUACAAGUGACGGGUACAUCGUUGUCUCAAAUGUAGAUGCAGUUGAAUUACAAUCGCAUCAAAGAGUACAAUAUUAUCACAAUCAAAGGCUUAAGAAAUGCUUAGUAAAUAUUUAUUACCUCUAUGUUAAAACCUGCCACACGCACUAAAAGUUUACAACACUAAAAUUUUA